Messenger RNA from Linnemannia hyalina, 921 nucleotides. The record is from the annotation of a GenBank genome assembly. Lineage: Eukaryota; Fungi; Mortierellomycota; Mortierellomycetes; Mortierellales; Mortierellaceae.
AUGGACAUUCUCGAAUUAAUCCAUAGCGAGGGCCACCAACAUGAUUCGAGACCGUUCCGCUGCGCUUGGGACAACUGUGGCAAGGCUUUCUCGCGCCGCUCCGACCUUGCUCGCCAUGGUCGCAUCCACACCAACGAGAGACCAUUUAUCUGCCAAGAGCCUGGUUGCACAAAGUCCUUCAUCCAGCGUUCAGCUCUGACUGUCCACCAGCGCACCCAUUCUGGCGAGCGUCCCCAUAUGUGCGAGCAGCCCGACUGCCAGAAACGAUUCAGUGACAGCAGCUCCCUGGCCCGCCAUCGCCGCAUCCAUACCGGCAAGCGCCCUUACAAGUGCAGCAUUGACGGCUGCGGUAAAAGUUUCUGCCGCAAGACUACCCUGACCAAGCACCACCGAAAAGAGCAUGCCGUGAUCCGGCGCCCUGCUCUCUGGCGCGGUGAAAUGGGCGAUGCACCACUCAUGGAUGGAAACAUGGGUCACCCCCUCCACGUCCAGAUCCCUCACUAUCAAAACAUGUCGCCUGUUCACACGCCACCCCAUGAGGGCUCUCCCAUGUCGCCUCUGUCGCCCUUGACUCCCAUCACCCCAAUGGCCCAAAUGCACCUUUCGAUGGACCCCCUCGCACACUUUCACCCUGUGCUUCAAAUCGAUCAGGCCCCCAUGAAGGAGCACCCAGCUCACAUGCACCACCAGCAGCAGCACCAUCACCACAACCAGCACCCACAUCACCAGCAACAUCAUCAGCACUCACACACUCAGUACAUCAAACAAGAAGAGUUUGAGCAGUACCCCGGCCAGCUCCAUGCGCGCCCGCACCUUCAGACGCAGCCCCUCGGCCCCAGCUAUCAAAACUUUCUGAGCCAUCUUGGCCCCAACUCCGAGCUGAACGCACCCGUCGAGCAAUUCUACCCAUCGUACUACUAA